Oryza brachyantha (malo sina) is the source of this 1769-nucleotide messenger RNA. Its product is annotated as putative protein phosphatase 2C 22. Gene Ontology annotation, molecular function: protein serine/threonine phosphatase activity; cation binding. The record is from RefSeq and is a predicted model, not a curated record. NCBI's taxonomy places the organism in Eukaryota, Viridiplantae, Streptophyta, Magnoliopsida, Poales, Poaceae. Gene Ontology annotation, biological process: protein dephosphorylation. Bases 101 to 1462 code for a protein of 453 amino acids. The transcript has 13 exons.
AAUUGAUCUCUCCUCCUCGGCUCCUCCUCCUGUGAGCAGACGGUGUAUGUUGUGUUGUCUUGGAUCUUGAGACGCUUCUGUGAGGAAAUCAAGUUCUGCCAUGGGUGCAUCUACCAGUACCAACCGUCCAUCAACAACGAAGCUCACUGAUGGAGAGAAUCACAGAGUUAAGUAUGCCUCAUCAACUAUGCAAGGAUUGCGUAUGAGCAUGGAAGAUUCUCUUGCAGUUGAACUAGAUCUAGAUGGAUUAACGAACACAUCAUUCUUUGGUGUUUAUGAUGGCCAUGGAGGAGCUGAAGUAGCAAUGUACUGUGCAAAACGAUUUCAUGUUAUGCUUCGUAAGGAAGAAGGCUAUCUCAACAAUCUGCCCAGUGCAAUUAAGUCUGUGUGCUUCAGAAUUGAUGAUGAUUUGAAACAAUCAAAUCAAUGGAGGGUGUCACUUAAUCCUUGUGGUAAUGGCAAUUGUUUCCAGUUCCUCAAUACUGGUGUCUGUCCUAAAGUCUGGCGUUCUGCAGAGGUAACUCGUUAUGUUCCACCGUUAUUUGAAGGAAGCACAGCAUGUGUAGUAAUCAUUAGAGGAAAUCAGAUCACUGUUGGAAAUGUUGGUGAUUCCCGUUGUGUGCUUUCAAAGAAUGGACAGGCAAUUGAUCUAUCCACUGAUCACAAACCAAACAUUCAACUUGAGUGCCGGAGAAUUCAAAGAGCAGGAGGACAAGUAUGGAGGGAAAACUUUCCUGUAAAAGACUUAGGAGGAGAAAUUAGGGAACAAUGGGGUCCGUAUUGUGUUGAAGGAAAGUUAGACACUUCCAGAGCAAUUGGUGAUUUUGGAUAUAAGAACAACAAACUUUUGCUUAAUUCAAUGCAAAUGGUGAUAUGUGAUCCUGACAUUUGUGUUGCGAAUAUAACUGGUGAUACUGAAUUUCUUGUCAUAGCAAGUGACGGCAUCUGGGAUCACAUGUCAAGUCAGGAUGUGGUUGAUUUCGUAUAUGAGAAAUUGUACUUGUCCUUGAGCACGGAGCACCUCUGCCACAAUUUGAACAAACAGGGAAAGAAAAGACAAUGUUUUACAGAGGGAGGGCCAAGGUUUGGUUUGAAGUCUUCGACGAGUAAAGAAAUUGUCUCCUUGGAAAAUUAUUUUAUUGAUCCUUUUCGCUCCAUACCGUCCACGAGGAGGAGGAAAUUCUACGCACAGCUUGCGAGAAACUCAUCGAGAAUUGCUUGGAAUCGAGGAACAACGCGACGGCCAUACUGGUUCAGUUCAAGCCCGGCGCCGACCAGCCCAUUCCUCUCCUGUCCGUCAUCGAGGAGGGCUCCGACGAAGCUGCCAGCGACAGCGACAGGGCUCAACAUCAGCACAAUCCCCAUGGCGGUGGCGAGCAGCUCGACCUCUACGGCGGCGAUGACGGAGAAUCACUCCUUCUGUUUGGCCAGCCAUAGUUCUUCGUGCAAGAAAGAACCUUAGCUAGCUGCAGAGAGUUUUGAGGUUAGUACAGGAAAAGAAAAGAAAGCUCCCGAUAGUUCCGAGGCACUAAUUAGGAUUGUGCAAUUAGUCCAUUGACAUUAUACGUCACAUCACAUGCCCUGAGAGCCACUUGGAUCGCUUCACGCACGUUUACUGUUUGUUUUGCUCUGGACUCCUGAAGAUAUUGAUCGAGUUUGUAGCACUUGAUUCGUGAAUGAUCACUGCUUCUAUAUCUGUUCCGCAUUUCGUGAUAUGAUGACUCGUGAAUGAGCACGUCAAAACCCACAGUUGUGGAAGAAGAAUUGUG